GUGCGGAGUAAACCCAGAAGGAAGGUGAAGAUGGCGGCGGCCAGGACCGGGAUCCUGGCAGUCGGGUGGCUGCAAAGGGCAGCCCGGAACGUGGUGCCUUUGGGCGCACGGACAGCCUCCCAUAUUACGAAGGACAUGCUCCCGGGGCCCUAUCCUAAGACCGCCGAAGAACGGGCCGCCGCCGCCAAGAAGUAUAAUAUGCGCGUGGAAGAUUAUGAACCUUACCCGGAUGAUGGCAUGGGGUAUGGCGACUACCCAAAGCUCCCAGACCGCUCACAACAAGAGAGGGAUCCAUGGUAUGACUGGGACCAUUCCGACCUAAGGCUGAACUGGGGUGAGCCGAUCCACUGGAACCUAGACAUGUAUGUCAGGAACCGUGUGGACACCUCCCCCACACCUGUUCCUUGGGACGCCAUGUGUAAGCAUCUCUUCGGUUUUGUGGCCUUCAUGGUUUUCAUGUUCUGGUUGGGAGAUACUUACCCUUCCUACCAGCCUGUGGGGCCGAAGCAGUAUCCUUACAAUAAUCUGUACCUGGAACGAGGCGGCGAUCCCAGCAAAGAGCCCGAGCCCGUGACUCACUAUGAGAUCUGAGGUGGCGUCGUGGGCGUUUGUGCCCUCUAACUAGGACUCCCUCAUUCUUAGAGAUUGAAUCUUAAUGGAAUCCCUAAUAAAACUGAAUGCUGUG
Ochotona curzoniae (black-lipped pika) is the source of this 685-nucleotide messenger RNA. It is a transcript of the gene NDUFB8, whose product is annotated as NADH:ubiquinone oxidoreductase subunit B8. NCBI's taxonomy places the organism in Eukaryota, Metazoa, Chordata, Mammalia, Lagomorpha, Ochotonidae. The transcript is spliced from 5 exons. The coding region runs from base 31 to 591 and encodes 186 amino acids. The record is from RefSeq and is a predicted model, not a curated record. Gene Ontology annotation, biological process: mitochondrial electron transport, NADH to ubiquinone. Gene Ontology annotation, cellular component: mitochondrion.